This is a messenger RNA of Drosophila willistoni, 1051 nucleotides long. Its product is annotated as ataxin-2 homolog. The record is from RefSeq and is a predicted model, not a curated record. The transcript is spliced from 3 exons. The coding region runs from base 89 to 967 and encodes 292 amino acids. NCBI's taxonomy places the organism in Eukaryota, Metazoa, Arthropoda, Insecta, Diptera, Drosophilidae.
GAUUGUGAUUGCCAAGCGCCCAGGUGGUAGCUACCUGUACCUAAGACUUAUUUCAUCUAACCCAACAAAAAAUUAAAUAAAAGCGGAAAUGCGCAUCUUUAUUGUUUCCUGCCUGCUAGGCCUGGCUGUGGCAGCACCACAAGGAUAUAACUACCAGGCCCAGCAACAGCAGCAGCAGCAGCAGCAACAACCGUUUGGUCAAUUGCAAUUGCCAGCAAUUCCUCAAUUUGCCAGUCCUGCAGAGCAAUCUAUUGUGCAGCAGGCAUUGCAGGCACCCAAAGUGCAACAAGUGUUGAAUAUUGGUUCCACUUACUCUGCUCAACCACAGCAGCAGAUCCAGAAUACUGUCUAUCAGCAACAGCCAACACAAUUGAAUGGCAACUUUGCCUACAAUUUGCCACAGCAGCAACAGUUCCAGCAACAUCAACAACAGCAACAACAACAUCUCGUCUCCAAGGACAUCUAUGUGCAUGUACCGCCUGUAGAUGAUGCAGAAGAACGUUAUCCACAACCACCAUUGCCAGUUGCACCACCACGCAAGCAUUAUCGCAUUGUGUUCAUCAAGGCACCCAGCCCAAGUGUUAGUAAGGCGGCUCUUCGCGUUAAACAGGCUCCCGUGGAGGAGAAGACCAUCAUCUAUGUGCUGACCAAGAAGCCAGAUCCUCUGGAAUUGCAGGCUGCCAUCGAAGAGGCAGCACCCAAGCCACCAAGCAAACCAGAGGUCUUCUUCAUCAAAUACAAGACUCAGGAGGAAGCGGCUCAUGCCCAACGCACCAUUCAAGCUCAAUACGAUCAACUUGGCGGCACUUCACAGGUCUCUGACGAAGGCAUUGCACCAGUCACUUCAGUCAUUGGAGUCUUGGAUAAUCAACGUUCCGUUUCCGGUGGAGUCAAUAUUGCAAAUCCUGGACAAGGAUUGCAAGGAUUAGUGCCUAGCAAAUAUUUGCCAGCCAAUUAUCGUUCUUAAGCAAAACGAUAUCGAGAACGUGUGAACUGAGAGUGAAAGUGUUUAUUUAUGUAAAUAGUUUAAUAAAAACAAGUUAUUGUUAUU